Cotesia congregata is the source of this 1155-nucleotide messenger RNA. The record is from the annotation of a GenBank genome assembly. Lineage: Eukaryota; Metazoa; Arthropoda; Insecta; Hymenoptera; Braconidae.
AUGAAGGAGAAAAAAGUUUCCGAGUACAUUAUCUACCGCGAAAUAGUCAAAAAAUUACUUAUAGUCGUGGGUCUUUGGCCAUAUGACAAUCCAAAUAUAUUUUAUAACUGCCUACCGCACAUACAGAUACUCAUAAACUUUUUUUUAUGCUUCGGGAUGCUUGGGUUCGUGCAAAAAAAUUUUACAAACAUCGAUCUUGUUACUAAAGGGAUGAGCAUAAUGAUAAGUCUCAUGUCCACGAUCAUAAAGGUUGCGUGCUUCAUAGCAAACAAGGAUGACGCAAUCCAACUGCACAAAAAUCUCGAUCCAUAUUUCACGAGACUUUUGCAAGAUUCAGAACUACCAAAAUUUGUUUUAAAAAGAUUUUCAGUUGUUAAAUAUUUAUCUGCUGCAUUUACUUUCAUUGUUACAUUGUCAUGUGCAAUGAGACUUAUUAUUCCAUUGAAUAUUGUCAUAAAACAACUUAAAAAUAAUAUCCAUCCGGUGAGAUACCCGCUGCUUUUUCCCAGUGUGUUUCCGUGGAAAGUGACACCCGAUAGUUAUAUUUAUGAAAUUGAGUUCGCGAUAGAAUCAUUUGCAGUUGUGACACUGUGUUUUAUAACUCUGAGCGUCGACUGUCUUUUUACGUUUUAUGUUUUUCAAAUGAUAGGUCAAUUGCGCGAGAUUUCGUAUUGUUUCAAAAAUUUAACCGAAGAAAGUGACAGCCAAAGUAUUCUACGGAAAUGCAUUGGCCAGUAUCAAAUAUUGAUAGAAUCAAGAGACAUGUUACAGCGGCUAUAUGGUCCCAUUGUGUUGUGGAUCAUGGUUACGAAUGCUGUUAUUAUGUGUACAAUUGCUUUUCAAACAACGCAGAUGGAAAGUAUUUCUUUCGGACGUGGGCUACUAAUUUUCACAUGGAUAGCACUCAAAGUACUACAGACCUUCAUGUAUGCUUGGAGCGGAAGUUGCCUCACCUUAGAAUCUGACGAAUGUCGAGAUUCUAUUUACGCUUGUGAGUGGUAUGGAAACAAACGUCUCAUGACAUCGAUAAUAAUUAUUUUGUCCCAACGACCGCUAAUUUUGACAGCUUGCAAUUUUUCGGUCGUCUCAGUUGAAAUUUUUCAAAUGGUUAUAAACACAACUGUUUCGUACUUUUUCCUCCUCCAGACUCUCGAA